Messenger RNA from Cooperia oncophora, 729 nucleotides. The record is from the annotation of a GenBank genome assembly. NCBI's taxonomy places the organism in Eukaryota, Metazoa, Nematoda, Chromadorea, Rhabditida, Trichostrongylidae.
AUGACUGGAAGGAAUGCGAGAACGCCUGGCGAUGAGACAAAAGACUGCCAACAGUCUGAUUUCGAUACCGGAAUUGCCAGGAGCCAAGAAUCCUUCUUACUCUUCGCUGUUGUGUUACGGGUUAACCCAUUCCCUGUUGAUCAGUACGAAGGUAGUGGAUGCAGAUGUCCCUGCCCGGAGGAACCGACGAUUAACACUCCUGCUCCUGUUCUUGCUUUAGCUCCUGCUCCUGCGGGUGAUGGUCAACUGAACCAUGCGGAUGUUGCUGUUGCUGCGAAGUUUACGAAGACCCAACCACGACGACGACCACCACCACCACGACAACAACUACAACUGAGGCACCAACCACUACAGAACCUCCGAGACGAUCGUGCUCUUGCUGUUGCCAACGAAGAGGAAGCUGUUGAACCCCUCGUCUGUCCUGAUGGGUGGAUUAGCUACCAAGAUUCGUGCUACUACGUCGAGUCGAGCAAGAUGAGUUUGGGCCAGGCUGAGAAAGCAUGCAAUGAGAAGGGAGCCACGCUAUUUGUCGCUGACUCCAUUGAAGGAAUUUGUGAGUUGCUGAACGAAGUGAUGAAAGAGACACCGCCAUACUUCUGGAGCUGGAUUGGACUUGGACAGUGCGCAACUGACUCAUUCCCGCGGUGGCAAGUCGCCUGGACCGGACGGCUCGAAAUGGCUGAUCCUUCCAUUUUCUUCUGUACCAAACGGAUGGUCCUCGAUUGCUAA